AUGUGCACCUCAGUUGAGAACUGCACCCAGGUCACCUGGUUCCUCUUGCUGGGGCUCACAGAGCAGGAAGGGCUCAAGGGCAUCCUCUUUGUACUCUUCUUGUUCAUCUACUUAGUCACCCUUAUGGGCAACCUGGGCAUGAUUAUCUUGAUUCACACAGAGCCACAGCUGCACACGCCCAUGUACUUCUUCCUGAGCGUUCUCGCCUUCAUGGACUCCUGUUUCUCCACUGUGGACACCCCCAAGCUGCUGGAGAACUUCCUCACCUCAAGUCAAUACAUCUCCUUUGCAGGCUGUGUGGCCCAGAUGGCCCUCAUGACUCUCCAUGGUAUUGCUGAGUGUCUGCUCCUGGCCAUCAUGGCCUAUGAUCGAUUUGUUGCCAUCUGCCACCCUCUCCUCUACCACACCAUCAUGUCACAACGUCUAUGUUUCCAGAUGGUGGCAGCCAUCUAUACAGCUUCUAUUGCCAAUUCAGCUUUGCUAACUGGGUACAUCUUCAAGCUGCCCUACUGUGGCCCCAACGUCAUUAACCACUAUUUCUGUGACAUCCCCCCAGUGCUUAAACUUGCGGUCUCCUAUGCCUACGUCCUGGUGACUAUCUGCAGAAUGCAUUCCCCAGAGGCUCAGAGCAAAGCACUCUCCACCUGUACCUCCCACCUCACCAUUGUCUGCCUUUGGUAUGGCACCAUCAUCUUCAUGUAUGCUCAGCCAAGCUCUCUCAAUUCCAUGGAACAGAACAAGUUCGUGUCUGUCUUCUACACUGUGAUCAACCCUAUUCUGAACCCCCUGAUCUACAGCCUGAGGAAUAAAGAUGUGAAGUCUGCUUUAAAGAGGAGAUACUUUGGCAAGCUGCCUUCUUAA
This is a messenger RNA of Myotis lucifugus (little brown bat), 861 nucleotides long. Its product is annotated as olfactory receptor 476. The record is from RefSeq and is a predicted model, not a curated record. Gene Ontology annotation, biological process: G protein-coupled receptor signaling pathway; sensory perception of smell. Gene Ontology annotation, molecular function: odorant binding; olfactory receptor activity; G protein-coupled receptor activity. The transcript has 2 exons. Gene Ontology annotation, cellular component: membrane. Bases 1 to 861 code for a protein of 286 amino acids. NCBI's taxonomy places the organism in Eukaryota, Metazoa, Chordata, Mammalia, Chiroptera, Vespertilionidae.